Molecule: messenger RNA, 3743 nt
Organism: Phyllopteryx taeniolatus (common seadragon)
Lineage: Eukaryota; Metazoa; Chordata; Actinopteri; Syngnathiformes; Syngnathidae
Gene: rerg
Product: RAS-like, estrogen-regulated, growth inhibitor
Exons: 5
Coding region: 195-797 (200 amino acids)
Molecular function (GO): GTPase activity; GTP binding
Source: RefSeq, a predicted model, not a curated record
CUUCAAUUCGCAGCGGCGAGCGAGCUGCUGUCCGUCGUCCCUCCGCCCGUCCGGUGCGCAUCCAGCCGGAGGGACGGACGCAACUUUCGUUGGGUGUCCUUCAUCUCCUCCCCUGCUCAUCCGGAGAUCGUCACCGACGGCGUUUUCUCCCGCGCGGACGGGGAGACGGACACUUGAUUUCGGAGCUCGCCGUCAUGGCCAAAAGUCCGGAGGUGAAACUGGCCGUCUUAGGUCGAGCGGGGGUGGGCAAGUCAGCGUUGGUGGUGAGGUUUCUGACUCGACGCUUCAUCUGGGAGUACGACCCGACACUUGAGUCCACCUAUCGCCAUCAAGCCAAUAUUGAUGAUGAGGUCGUCGCCAUGGAGAUCCUGGACACAGCGGGCCAGGAGGACAACCAGCAGAGGGAAGGUCACGUGCGUUGGGGCGACGGCUUCGUGGUCGUGUACGACAUCACGGACAGAGGAAGCUUCGAGGACGUGGCGCCGCUGCGGAGUCUUCUCGAAGAGGUCAAGAAGCCCAAAAACGUGCCCCUGGUCCUGGUGGGCAACAAGCGCGACCUGGACCACGUGCGGCAGGUGAGCACCGAGGAGGGCGAACGCCUGGCGGCCGAAAUGGCCUGCGCCUUCUACGAGUGCUCGGCGUGCGCCGACGAGGGCGGCGCCGUGGCAGAGGUCUUCCACGAGCUGUGCCGCGAGGUGAGGCGGCGCAAGGCCGUGCAGGGCAAGGCCAGACGGCGCAGCUCCACCACACACGUCAAGCAGGCCAUCAACAAGAUGCUGACCAAGAUCAGCAGCUAGGGGAGGCUCCUGGGAAUGCCAAAUAAUCACAAGAAAACAAACUUUCUCUGGUGACUGUCUCCCAAAUGGACUUGAUGGGACCGCGCUAGGUUCUCAUUUUCACCAAAAAGUGAACUAUAUCGCGCCUUUGGCGCACACUCCCCGGAAAAUGUACAAGGGACCCCGAUAAUUACGUAUGUGCAUAAAAGCCCAUCGUACCCCGACACGCAGAAAUGGACUCCUGUUGGAGAUAAUAUUGUCACCUAAUGGAUUUAUUCCGGGAAAUCGUCCAGAUAUGAGAUAGUUCGUCCAUCACCGUUUCACUAAUUAAGCGAGUUCGCCGCAUAGUUCCGAUUGACCAGCGGAUGAGCGGCUCGCGCUCUCUGUCGUAUCUGUGGGAAUAUACAGUAAUAGGUGUGUGUAAAACGUGAAAACAAAAAACAACAUGUCUGUCAACCUACAGAAAGACCUAGAAAAGUUCAAUGCCUGCCUCCUUAUUGGAUGAGCUGUCAUUGUAGACACUAUAUUGCAGAAGGACACAGAGCGUCCUCCGUCAGCCGACCUGCGGUACGAAGGGAAACCAUCCAAUUCGUGCUCACGUGCAUCGCGCUCGCCGUGUGCCGUCCUAACUUUAAUAUAUACUGCGUUCUCCGGUAUGUAAGCCUUAAGCACUGCUGCUGCGUCGUAGCUGACGUGCGCUGAGAGAUACUGUAAUGGCUCCAACGUAUUCAACCUGUGUGUGUUUUUCUGUACGCGACUUGUCCAGCUGAUGUGCACUUAACAAUUAAAAAAGGAGAUGCGCUGCAACCGCUUUAUCUGGCUCGGGCCGCGUUUGCUUACUCGACAAAUGUCGCCGGUCGCGCUGCCCGCGGCGAACGGGAGGAAAAAAACGGACGGCGGAAAAUGUCACAUUUCCGCUUCACGUUUAACACUCUGAACUCAUUAGCGACAGCAGAUACGGCGGAAAUAGUCCCGUUUUGACAUUUAUGCUUGUUGGAAACAAAAAGCCGUCUGUGUGAGUAAAUGGCCAUUUGAACUCGUGUGUUUUAAUCGCAGCUGGAACUUUAAUACAGACAUCAACAGCCUGCUACCUGUAUUAUGAAAUGUUCAUGUACACAGAAGCCACGAUGACUAUUACAGAAAAGCAGACUAACGCCUCAAGGAGACCUGUAAAAUGGAAAACUCGCUUUCUUUCUGCAUUGGAGAUCAGCGCAGCUUUUCCGGCCGAAGAUAGUUUAGGCGGCGAAUCUCAGAUUUUCACGAGAGAAAUGCCGACACGUUGGAAGUCGGACGGGUUUUGGCACCCGACCGAAAAAAAGCCACUGAUGUUCAACUCCGUGCGGGGAGUCGGCGUCGCUUUCAUAGCUGUAUAUAUUUGUCAAUCAUUUAUUAUUUGGCAAUCAAAAGCCCUUUCUCGAGAGUCUUGUAUUUGCUCUUUAUAGUUUAAAGUGUCACAAAAGCAAACAAAUGUGAGCGUCAACGUUGUUGUUCUGCUUCAUGAGGUUCAACACCUACUUUUCUCUGCUUUUUGGUCAGAAAACACUGUUUUUGGUGAAACCAACCCAUAUUCUACUGCUGAUGACUAAAAAAAAAAAAUAACAAAUAAAAAAGCUAGAAACAAACAUUUUUUUCCGUGUUUAGGUAGGUUUUGUAGCAGGCACGCUGAUGACGACAGAGCCUCUAAAAAGUUUCCAUGUUCUGGCUCCUUUGGACGCCGGAGCAAAUGGCGCCCGUGGGCGCAGAUGGCGGAAAGCGCGGGCAUAAAUCAUCAGUGACUGAGUGCCGAAUGACUAAAACGACUUUUCGCAAAGUUGUCAUUGACGUCACGCUUUGUGACUUUUUCAGCUCGCUUGGGUGUGCUGUCCUCUUUUUGUUGUUUGACUUAUUAUUAUUAUUGUAUUUUUUUUUUCUUGGGUCUCCAGACCCUCGGCGUAGCGUAACCGUGACAACCAAGUGAUGACUUCCCCACUACGAGGACAGAAAACAUUCCAGCUUCUGCGACAUUCUUUGGGGUCGGUUGCGCUUAAUGAAAAGAAAUGGAUUUAUGAUGUUUGAUAAAUCACUUGUUGAUAAGACUGAGGGUGACCCGAACGUGGCAGUGACUUUGCGCCUCGUUUGCCUCAGUGCCGGAGUAACAAAUGACGCCGCUUUAUAUUCUCAAGACGUGUGGGAUGUGCCGAUUCGCUGGACGUGACGAUCGCUCUGCCGAUGUCAUUAACGUCUCCCCGGGGGUAAACAAAUGUCUCCGGUGUGCAAAGAACUCUCUCGUGUACUUGCAAAAAGACUAAUCUCGCCUUACUUCCUGUUUGGAUAAAAUCAGCUCCGCCUCCAUUUGGGCACACGUUGAUAAACAACCCCGAGAGCGGCGAGAAGGACAGAGCGCGGGAGAUUGGGAAAACAGUGCAAAUAUUUUAACGUGCAGACAAACUAAUCCCAGGAAGAUGAUAAAAGCGCUUUCCUGCGGCGUUUAUUUUGUAUGCUAACCUCUUGAUGACAUUUUUCCAUUAUGAGACAGAAAGAAAGGAAUUUGACUUUCCUGGCGAAAAGGGAACUAAAAGCCCUGCACAGAGGAGUAAUGUUCCCCUUAUAAACAUUUCCACCAUCCAAAGUAGUCCCGCUCUGCUUUUUUCAGCUCUUACAAACAACACAGUUCUUCUUUAAGUGGCUGACUUGUUCAAGUCGAGUUUACUUCCACUGAAUCGCUUAAGAAGGCAACGUGAUCCGUUUGACUUUAAGGUCACCAUCGUCAAGAUGUUUUUUGGGUGCUUAGAAAGCGGGUGACGUUUGGAUUUGGAACAUUUUGUGCCAAAAACACAAUCUCAUCUUCAGUUUGGAUUUUUUUCCAAUGCUCGACGGAACGUUCCUAAUGGAGUCACCGACCUUUUGGAAACUGACAGCUUCUUCUAGGGUACCGAUGAAUGCUACCGGUGUGAUACACGCUUACCUUGAAUUGCAGUCCCCUUCAAA